This is a messenger RNA of Sesamum indicum (sesame), 1700 nucleotides long. RefSeq names its product glycerol-3-phosphate acyltransferase RAM2. The record is from RefSeq and is a predicted model, not a curated record. NCBI's taxonomy places the organism in Eukaryota, Viridiplantae, Streptophyta, Magnoliopsida, Lamiales, Pedaliaceae. Gene Ontology annotation, biological process: cutin biosynthetic process. Gene Ontology annotation, molecular function: glycerol-3-phosphate 2-O-acyltransferase activity; phosphatase activity. Gene Ontology annotation, cellular component: membrane.
GCCUUUGUGAUAAGCAGUAUGGCUGUCCCAAAGACAAACACACCUAACAGAAUCCCCACGAUUUUCCAAUGUGACUCCAAAGGCCGCGAGAACCAUACUGUGGUAGCUGAUUUGGAUGGCACCUUGCUCAUCGGACGCAGUUCUUUCCCUUAUUUUGCACUAAUUGCGUUCGAUGUCGGAGGGAUUUUAAGGCUACUUCUACUGCUCUUGGCAUCUCCACUCGCCGGGUUUCUGUACUAUUUCGUAUCAGAAGCCGCAGGCAUCCGUGUACUGAUUUUCGCGACGUUUGCUGGGGUGAAAGUGUCGGCAAUUAAGUCGGCUGCAAGCGCAGUUUUGCCGAAGCAUUACUCUGAAGACAUGCAUCCGGAGACCUGGCGUGUGUUCUCGUCGUGUGGGAGAAAAUGCGUGCUAACGGCAAAUCCAAGGAUCAUGGUCGAGCCCUUCUUGAAGAACUAUUUGGGUGUGGACGUUGUUUUAGGCACGGAGAUAUCGUCGUAUAAGGGCAUUGCGACGGGAUUUGUGGCUAGUGCCGGGGUGCUUGUUGGCAGGAACAAGGCCAUUGCUCUGAGAAGGGCGUUUGGAGCUGAAUCAAUGCCGGACAUUGGCAUCGGCGACAGAAAGACAGAUUUUCCAUUUAUGAGACUAUGCAAGGAAAGGUACAUAGUGCCCUCAAGGCCGGAGGUACGUCCCGUGAGACACGAUGCGUUACCAAAGCCCGUGAUCUUCCACGAUGGUCGACUAGUCCAGAAGCCUACACCAUUGAUGGCACUACUAAUCAUUCUAUGGUUUCCAAUUGGCAUUAUAUUAUCCAUCCUGCGUGUCCUCGUCGGUUCACUAUCUCCUAUAUCGUUAACGUACUACAUUGUGAAUUUCAUGGGUUGCCCAAUCACAGUCAAAGGCACCCCACCUCGUGGUGCCAAAAGUUCUUCCACCAGAAGAGGUGUGGUAUUUGUCUGCUCCCAUAGAACUGUGCUCGAUGCAGUUUUCGUAUCCGCAUCCCUUGGUCGCAUGACCACCACCAUCUCCUACUCUGUUGCGAGCUUUACUGAGUUCUUGAGCCCAAUAAAGACCUCUAGGCUUACACGAGAACGUACCAAGGAUGCUCAACUGAUCAACGAUAUUUUGGAUCAAGGAAGAUACUUGGUGAUGUGCCCCGAGGGGACUACCUGUCGAGAACCCUAUUUGCUUAGGUUCUCGUCCUUGUUUGCUGAACUGACAGAUCAAAUUGUGCCGGUGGCCAUCGUCGUGAAAACCAGUAUGUUCCAUGGUACAACAGCUAGAGGGCACAAAUGGCUAGACCCUUUCUUCUUCUUUAUGAACCCUGUCCCGGCAUAUGAGGUCACAUUCUUGAACAAGCUAUCGCCUGAUCAGACUUGCAGUGCAGGAAAAUCCAGCCAUGAGGUUGCAAAUAGUGUUCAAGAAAUGAUUGCAAAGACUUUGAACUAUAAAUGUACCAAUCUUACUAGGAAGGAUAAGUAUAGAGCAUUGGCUGGGACAGAUGGUCUUGUGGGGCAACAACCUGUGCGUGCAGCUACCAAGGUUAUUGGCGGUUGAAAUGGCUGCAUUUACGCGUGUUUAUUUUCAACACUGUAGUUCGCUCGCUUUGUUAUCAUCAGUCGACGAAUUAGAAUGUUAGUUCGUAGAUGUGAAAUUUGGGUGUUUAAUUUGCUGGAAAUAAAAAUGUGUGCCGGAGUUGAAUA